GAAGGGAACAAACCACAUUCGACAAAUAUGGCGGGCUGGAAAGUUCUGGUUUGGGAAAAUUUUCUUUUAUUAUUUUGUAUUGUAUCUUGUGAAAGACAACCAGAUACUCUAAAUGUAUUGAGUAUUCUUCUCCCAUACUCGACAGCUGGUUCUGCGAAUGUGAAUUUUACAAUCGGGGCAAAUGACGGCUGUUAUAAAUGGUUUGUAUAUCUUGUUAUUUUUGCACGUGUUUAUUUAUGCUUCUAUGCUUUGGGAAUUAAUAUUAGGUUAUAGUAUGAGUAUUUAAUGUAAAAACCUUGUUUCAUUUUGUUAACAUAACAUCGUCGAGAUUUGAAGUUGUUUGGUUAUUAAAUAUGUCAUAUUUUGUUAUAUGCAACACUCCAGCCACUCCUAAUCAGGGUUGGCAAAUGUUCUUAUAUUAGUUGUUCUUAUAUGUUCUCAUAUUAUAUAAGAACAUUUUUUUGGGAGGCAAAAAUGUUCUUAUAUUUUCUUAUAUUAUUCUCAUUAAUUAUUCUACUUCGAAGUAGUAAAUUUUAACUAUUUGACAUUCAUCCUGAAAAUAAAAUAUACAGAUAAUAGUCGUAUAAAUACAGCAGUAACAACUAUUUUUAUAACUUUUAAAGCCAAGAGGUUAUAUUACAGCAACAUCUAAAAUUGAAGUUGAAUCGUCAUUUUAGGAUUUUGGAUGAUUUGUUAAUAUGACGUCAUGAAAGUUUUUGAAAGUGUUCUUAUAUUGGAAAAAAUGUUCUUAUAUUAAUAUAAGAAAUAAGAACAUUUUAUUUUUGAAAAAAUGUUCUUAUAUCCAACCCUGCUCCUAAUACUGGCCAAUACUGGGGGAAUAUUAAAAUUUAGGCAGGGCAAGGGUGGGUUUUCGUUUAAAGGGGGGGGGUAGAAAAAUUUCUAGUUGGGUGCAAGCGGCACCACUAAGCGAGCUUCUGCAGAGGUUAUGCAUUAAGGUUAAAGACUUUCACACAAAAUAAGAGGGGUGAAGUGAAAAUUUUGGUGGGGUUGAACUCUUUAUAAGAGGGGUUAGAGAGAUUCUAGGGGGGGGUUAACCCCCUCACCCCCCAGUAAAUGACAUGUCUAUGUGCCAGAGAUAUACCCAAUAUUAUUGUCUGAUACUUGUUUUAAGCCAAUUCAGGUAUGCCAUCACUAUCUGUGUACUUUAGAACAUUUUGUACCAGCAACCUUUCCAAUGUGGACUUAAAACCAUAAGCUGAUAUACAAUAUAACAUACUUGUGUGUAAUUCAACAUCUCUGACAUAUCUUUGCAUAAAAAAUUUUAUUGUCAGGACAUCAUCCAGACCUGAAAUUGCCAAAGUUAGAUCAGUACAGAAAACUUCUCAAUACAAAGGUAGGCAGAAUUUGCUUGGUUGUACACAAAAACCUGGUUUCCAUAUGCUCGUAAAAAUAAAAUCUUUCUCAACGGACAGUCUAAUAGUUUAUACCUGUAAACCACAUAUAAAUCAUAAGUUGUAUUUUGGCUGAAGAGAAAGAUUGUGACUCAAUCUUUACGAUCAUAUGGAAAUUACCAGGUUAAUUAAAUGACCACAAUGUAAUCCAAUUUAAGUUGUAGUUCAUUAUCCAUGUCAUACCAUUGCCCUGUGUAAAGUAUGAAACAAACCCCAAAUAUUGAGUCCAAGAUGAAACAUCUAUUUUAAAGAUUUAUUUGCUAAGUCAUUUUUCUCGCAUUGUCAGGAGGUGAUAGUUGUUCUCAACAAGCUAUUGUGACGUCACAAUCUUCAAAACCUGAGAAACAAACAGCCAUCAUUAUUGCGGAGGAAAAAGGUAUUUUGUUUCAAGCUUGUGAUUGUUGAUUAUGCCAUUAUUGUGAUAUAUUAGGCAAAUCAAAAUACAUAGGGAUGCAAGUACCUGAAAAAGACAAGGAGAAUUUCAAUGUUUUGAGCAAAGGCUCCAGACGAAGGGCCUUUGCUCAAAAUGUCAAAAUUUUCCUUAUCUUUUUCAGAUAGUUGCAUUCCUACCAACAAACGCUUGAUAAUACUGUUGCCACUACCUACACUGGCACAGACAGUUCAAACAAAUAAAAAUAAAUCCUGGUAGCCCUUGUAUAGUUUGUUUACAAUUUUUGUACAACAGUUACAGGGAAUAUUCUGCGUGCUGAUGUGUUUGUGAAUCGUAUCAAUCGUAUUGAAAUCACCACAACAACAAGGGAACUUCUGCUAGGACAGUCUCCUGAACUUCUUGACGUCAUAGCAUUUGAUGAUACUGGGAAUUUAUUUUCCUCUCUUGAUGGUCUUGCUUUUGACUGGGAGCUGAUCACUGUCAAAGGAUCAAUUGAAGCUUCUUCGGUUUUAAGGUAAGCUCAAUGUUGGGAUAAGAUUAGGAUAGAGUUAAUAUUAUGGUUGAGAUUAGGCAAAGCUUGAACCUGGAUUAGGGUUUGUUGGUUAUUUUAAAUUGUUAAACAUAUCAAUGACGAUUAAUUUUUCCAGAAUUGUUCCGUUUGCUGAAUCAAUAAAUGAGACGUCAGUUGCUAUAUACGCAUUGGAAGCCAAGGUAUUUUUGUACUUCAGAGUAGUAUUGCAUCAUUUUGCAAGUCUGUGUAUAACGUUUUCAAUUUAUUGCAUUUAAAGGGUUUGCGAGGAAACAGUAUCAUUGUUGAAGGCAUUAAUACUGGAACAGCCAUUGUUAAAGCAAAAUUAAGUCAUCCAACUUUCAAGGUCAGUUAUUCCAUCAUAACUGAAGUUAAAUUUACUAUAACUUGUUGUCUGCCUGAGCAAUUUGCCAAGAACUCAUUUGCUCUGAAUUCAUUGUAAUUUGAACAUGUUGUUGUAGGAUGUUGAGGCGCACAGUGUGAAAUUAUUGGUUAUUGAUAACCUGAUGAUUGUUCCAUCUAUGGACGUCUACAUCAUGAUCAACACUGCCGUCAAAUACAGCGUGAAGAGAUUCAGACAAAAUUCUGUCAUUGGUAAGACAAACCUUGAAUAGGAAUAAUUUGUGUUUUCCUCCAAAUCAAGUAACAUAAUAAAAAAUACAAAUGAUAUUAUUUGUGUUGUAGAUAUAGAGAUGCCUUCUUCUCAGUUUAAGUUUGUUCUAAGUAAUACAACAGUUGGGACUUUGGAUGAACCUUCGUCACGAGUCAUUGGUCGUGCUCUGGGAUAUACCCAAGUCAUGUUGAUCGACAAUAGUAUCCUUUGAUAUAGAGCUCAGAGUUCAGGGUUCAAAUUAGUUGGAAAAAAAGUGUGUCUAAAUUUUUAUAAAAUAGGUUCAUGCUGUUAGUGUGCAUGCAAAAGCACUCGUUUAUGAAUUAUAAGACAACAGAUUCUGAUUGGCUUUGUUUAAAUCUAUAAAUAUGGAUGGUAUUAAUAAUUCCCAGUCUGAUUUUUUUGUACAUCAUUUGGAAUGAUGUGAUGUUUCACUAGUUGGUCAAGAACGAUGAGCACAUUGCACAGUGUUAAUUGGAAGGCCCUUUGUCAGCAAGGUACUAGGCAAAGUAGAGUUAUCUGGCCAUGUUUAAUUUUGCAAUGCAGCCAUCUUUGUUCUCCCUGACAUUUGUGAGAUAUGAAAGACGAGUCAUCUUCAAGACAGCCAUCAGCUGGAAUUCAUGUUGUUCAGCCUGACCAUUUAGGUAAUGUAUUUCACUGUCUCUUCAGCAAGUACCAUUAGGAUGAUGGUCAGCUGAUAGUUAUUACAUUAUACAGUAUGAGUCUUGGAGGCAAAUAAAUAGUAAUGAGAGAUACAGUAACUAAUUUUGUCACUCCUAUAAGGCCCCAGUUACACAAUACCAGAUUUGCAUCGGAGCAACAUCAAAUUUGACAGUUUCAAGGGGAGUUUAGCACCCAAAAUUAUGAUAAUUUAACAGAAUUAGUCAAAAAGUUGUAUCAACAUUUGUGAGAGGUCGACCAGCAUCUGUUGCUGUGGAAUGUAAUCUUUUCAUGUUUCAUAUUCAGGAUUUUCUGUAUUUCCUGGAGGCAUCUGGGUAUUGGAAACUAACCGUCAAUAUGUCAUCACAGUUGAUGUUUAUGACAAGAUGAACCACAAACUCUAUGUUGCUGAGGUAGAAAACUUUCAAUUUAUAGAUUCACUUAUCUUAACUUUUACCCCUUCAUUCCAUAGUAAUAUGCUACCAUUAAGAGACCAUCAACCAAUCAGAUGUAUUGAAUCUAGCCAGUGAAACUGUGAAAGACAGCAGGAGGGGAAGUGAAAUCUCAUGAAUGUCUCUGGUAUUCCUCAAACUUAAAUAUUUCUAUUUUGACAGAACAUUAUGAUCAAGACAACAUUUCCAGAAACUUAUUUCUCUGUGUCGCACUCGUCAAACAAUGGAUCGUAUCAUCUCACUAAAGCGCUAAAAAGUGGAAAAACUGUUCUGCAUGCAGUACUUGCUAGUGUCAAGGUAAGAUUAAUCACAAAAUAUUUGAUCCAAGCAACAUUUUAAGUAAUUGUGAGAUAUAAUAUUUUUCAGUUAAUAACAACUGGCGAAGUGGUGACCUUGGACCCGCCUGUCGAAGGUGAACAGGAAGUUGUGAUAUAUGUUCCCAUCUCUGUUGUGCCUGCAAUCCUUGUGUUUCCAUGGAUACCAGUCAGUGGUGAAUACUACAGAUACCAACUUAAGGCUACAGGAGGAAGCGGCCGGUAUAGCUGGACGUCAGAUGAGACGAACAUAGCAAGUGUGAAUACUCGAGGAUUAUUGACAACUACCACUGACACAGGAAUGACUGAAGUGAAGGCUCAUGACUCAGAGAAUUCAAUGCAUUAUGGCCUAGCGCAGGUAAGAAAAUUUAGAAAUUGUGGAAUUGUUAAUCUCAGAAUCUUGAACCAUGCUCCAAUUUCCAAGAUUUCUUCUGGUACAUUCAUGCAUGAGACGUAAAGAAUUCUAGCUACUCGUUACCAAUUGAUCAAAUGAGCAAAAUCUCUUUCCUGAACUCUCUUUAAAAUAUGAAACAGUCAAAGUUCAUGAAAGUUGAUGUAUGCGAGUUGCUCACUCCAAUUUGACAAAACAUCAACCACUUGAGUGUUUCACAAGCAAGUUAUUAUAAUUGGCUCAUACAGUAUAAACAUCAAUAUCAACAUAAAUACCAAAGUAUACCUACCCUAGAUUAUGUAUGACAUUUUGAGACAUCAUGAAACUUGAUAUUUUAUAUAUUUAUUUCAGGUGUAUGUGCUGCCUCCAGAUAAUCUGAAAUUUGUUCCUUCAAAAGUAGAAGUUGAAAUUGGAACAAAAUUAAAGCUUCCUCUGGCGGCCGCGGCGUAUCUCACUCCAGGUUUGAUUUAUCAUACUCCAGGUUUAUAUAUCUUACUCCAGGUUUGAUAUAGAACAACAUUGAAAAUAACAUCUCUGUACAAUCUGUGUAUAAUAACCUCUGGUGUUUAUCUUCCAGAGAGCAAUGAAUUGAAAUUCUUUGAUGAUUGUCGUAAGAUGAAUUUGAGUGUGACUGUAUCAGACCAUUCAAUUUUUCAAGUCAUCGGAACCUCAGGUAAAAUUAUUCUUUGACUGUUCAAGAUAGUUUGUCUUUACGGAUGAUUUGUCUGAUUUCUGCUGUUCAGACAAAGACGAUUCCUCAGAUGAGCUGCUGUAAUUAUUAACAUUUCUAUAGCGCUAAUUUACAUGUCAAUAUGAUUAAAUGCUCUUUACAUCAAGUAUUAUACGCUUACAUACAGUAAUUACUUACUGUACUUAGGCAAGACUAUUUUAUCUUUACAACAAUUGUGAAUUUGUGAUAUUACUUUCUUGACUGUGUUUAUCCUAACCCACCCUGUCAACUUUCCCUGUGGGAGGAAACCAGAGCGUCCGGAGAAAAUCCACGACUUUCGGCAGAGUGUUGACUCACUCUUUUCACAUGAGUCCAUAGCGAGAAUCCCACGAUCUCAGAGGUGACAGGCGGUUGCUCUGAAGACUGCGCCACUGAAACCCCGGUGUACCGAAGCCUCGUCGAUCAUAGCUACAGGGUUGUCGGUCACAGUAACAUGAUGAAUGUGAUAUUGUGUUUCUAGACGAAAAUGACGAGAUCAUCGCCCCAGGAUGCACCUCUGUGUAUUUGAAGGCAUUGCGUCAAGGAUAUGUGAUUGUAACGGCGAGAUAUAAAUAUAAAGACAUCAAUAUUAAAGCUACCGUCACUGUCGCUGCCUAUUUUCCUCUUACGGUUAGUACAAACCUACAGUACUGCAGAACAACAUCUUAGGUUUUGAAAACUUUUCAUCGCAAAUUACAUUAAAUUGCUUCUUAAUUACAUUGUAUUUUCCAGACUCUAGAUCCAGACGAUGUCGCUGUAGUCAGCCUUGGUUCAGCGAAAAAUCUCAUCCUUCAGGGAGGACCUCAGCCCUGGGUACAUGAUAGAUCUACACAUUAUGAAGAAGGUAAUAUACCUAAGUCUACUGUUGGUCAAGGAUAGGAUGUUGACUUAGCUUGGAUAACUUUCGUUGGAAAACUCAUGUAAGUUGAGUUGUGGAUAGGUUGGGAUGUGAUAGAUGUAGUUAGCGUCCCUUGCCUCUGACUUAAGUCCGCUGGUCUAGGGUUGGCUUUCUUGUGCCUGAAAAGCCGUGGGCGUAAGUAGAUUUGUGGUUGGUUCUCUUCGUUAUCAUGUUCUUCAGUUUUUUCUCAGCUGUGUUGAAGUGUGUUCAGACAUGAAGCGUAGUCAGAGGUAAUGCAGGCCUUAAAAUAUCGGUCGGUCACGGACAUUGUCCGACCCUUUCGUGAAAUUGUCCGACGUACAGAGGAAACCACCGGACAUUCUGUCCGACCGAAGUAAAACUGAGAUUUAUUGUUUGUCCGACCCGAGUGUAUUGGUGUCCGACCGAACUGUAGCUUUGUCUGACGUAAAUCAAAAUGUACCCUAGUCUAGGACUACAGGCUCGUAUGUUAAAUGGAGAAUCAGAGUAAUGUAUACAGUAAAAAGUGAACCGGAAAUAAUGUUUUAAUGUAAUCGAGCGCGGGGCGGCGGCGAGAUGGUGAAGUGGAAAACAGGCUUAAGUUGUCGAAGUCUUAUACUGCUGUUACGUUAUUGGCAAGCAAAGUUAAUCUUGGCUUGAAAAUAAGUAUGAAUGACACAGAUUAUUUAAUAUCUUCACAAAAUUUAGUUCAGAAUUAAUACAUUGUGCUGAUAUUAAUUUGUGUCAUUCAGACUUAUUUCUGAGCCAAACUGAACUGAAAGUCAUCGGACAUCAUCAAACAUAUGUCCGACCCAAACUCAACGUCAUCGGACAUUUUGUCAGACGGCCCUGUAAAAUAUAUUUUAAGGCCUGUAAUGAGCCUUCGACUCGAUCGCACGUCCGUCGUGAACGGAAUCUUACUCAUUUGCCAUGCCCUUCAUUUCUUAGUUCGUGCCGUCAAAGAAGACUUGGUCUCCAUCAGAACAGACAUUAUCCCUGAGCAUCCAUUUUCUGACAAACGUUCUCUCCAUUUCUAUCAUGUCACGUGCAAAGCUCUCGGUGAACAAGAUCUUGUGGUUACCAUUGGCAACAAACCUUCAGAAACAAAUCAAUAUCCAGCAAGUUCUAAUGUGACCAUCAAAUUUGCCUGCAUGCUGCCCGCAACUCUCGCCCUCGAGCCUGAUGUACAACUCCCUGAAAUAUCAGAACGCAGGCUCAGUCUGCAAGAUUGCCAGAGUCCUAAUAAGGAGGUAUGACGCGUAUGACUUCUAGGAACAACAGUUUAGAACUGGUAGAGCUAUCCAAUAUAAAUAAAGUUCGUCCCUAAAACUUUUCAUUUCUUGCAGUUUCAUGUGCGCAGUCCUCAAGCUCUCAAACUACGGAUAAUUCUUCGCGAUCACAAGAAUCGUCUGUUUGAUAAUUUCACGUCACUGGAUGUGAGCUGGUCGAGCAAUAACUACAACAUGGCGUCAUUUGAUUUCAGUGACACAACUGGAGUGCAGAUGGAAUAUCAGGAAGACAUCUUCAGCCAACAUCGAAUGAAGUCCACGUGUAAGUAUCGAGCGGCUCAGCGAAAGUUACUAUUGUGGGACUCAUCAUCUCUUCAGUACGUAUAUGACCCCCACCCCCCUAGAGGUGGCCAGAGGGAGUGCAGCAUGAUGAAGCAAAAAAUAUUAGAGACCAAAUGAGAUACAGUAACAUGAUGAUAAGCGAACUGUGAACAACAAUUACAAUUCAAAUACAGUAGUUGAUGAGCGGGCGGCGCACAUGACCGACACAACUCGGCACCAGAGCUGGCAGAGCAUCCCCCCCUCCCCCUACCAUGUCAUGGUGGAUAUGAACGUUGAUCACUCCUGGUGAAGACACUGGACUGUGGAAACGUUGGAUCGUGAAUGUAAUUUGUUCGGAGAUUACGUUCAUUUACUUGAGUCCAGAGUAUUAAAAACAUGUCUGAUAUUAUACCCGGUUGCCAUGAAUAAACUUCAUUUGCUUUCAAUUGAAGCUCGUCAUGUAAUAUUUCAUUCUGCAGCAUACCAAGUUUGUCAUCUGAAACAGAAGCAAGGUUCAGUGACGAUCAAAGCAGCAGUCACCAAGUAUAGAGUGGAAAUCUUACAAAAUGCUGGCGUGAAUGACAAGGUCGGUCAUAACGUCUGCUCUAGUUCAUUCGUGGUGUUUAUGAUCUCUGUGACUGAGGUUUGAUUUCUGCAAUAUGCAGUUGUCUCAUUAUAACAGGGCUCGAAAUAACGGCCGAUCAACGAUCAAUGAUCGGCAGGAAAUUGUUUUUGAUCGGCGAAGAAGCAACGUUGCCGUUCAUCUUGAUCGGCAAGAAAUAUAUUUGAGCAUUGUCUGAAAGACAUGCUUACCCGUACGCGGUAAAAGACAAAUAAAAGUAACAUAAAACAAAUUCAAAAACAGGCGAAAAGCUCUUGUUUAGUUGAUUCGAGUCUUACGACAGGAAAGCAGGGUUUUUUUCAGGGAUUUUUUAGGGCCGUUAAACGGCCCCAAAAACUCAAUCUUGAAUUGAGUUUUGAAACUCAAUCUUCUCACCAAAGUUUCAGUGCAGUAAAAAUGAAGUUGUUUGAGUUAAAUUCGUGAUGUGUGGAAAUUAGUUUUCAGUUGGAAACCCGACAAUUAAAAAAAAUGGCUGGAAUUCAUCUCACAACACAAGAAAAACUAUGCAUUUGCAAUCUUUAACCAGUUUAUAGUGUCCCUUAGUGUCCCUGCUUUAACACAUUCCGUCUCAACUACACUUAUUGAGUACAAGUGUCAGCCCCCGAUAGGGAGGGGGGGGGGGGGGUAGCCACCCCAGCUGUUCAGCUAAACUCAAUCUUCUCUGCAAAAACGGACCCAAGAGAAAAUCCUGAAAAAAACCCUGGAAAGGCCGCAAUACUAUUCUCGUUCUCAGGUAAUUUAUUAAAUUUGCAUGAAGUAUUGUCGUCUCUUCAACAGUCUACAAUCCGAACCGUUGACGACGAACGUUUUUGUUACAAUAAGUCAAAUUGAUAGGAUUUUUUUAGUAGGAUUUUUGUUUUUAGUAUAGGAUUUUCUCUUUUAAUAAUAUUAAAUAAUUAGUUUUAGUUCUUAAUUGAUAAUGCUGCUGUGUUUUUUGCUUUUAUGUGAAAAAAUGCAAUAACUAUAAUUAAAACUUGAAAAGUGUUAUAGUCGUUAUAAUAAACUAAAGUUUAUUGAACAGCACUUAAAUGUAGUUACACUAUUAAAAUUAUAUAUAUAUAAGUCAACAAAUGUCGUAGAUUUAAACUUGAAUUUGAAAUAAAGUUAAACUUCCUGUUCAGAUGUGUAUUCACUGGCAUAUUUAUAAUUUUUCUUUUCAAAGAAACUUAGGCAAAUUUGCUCCUGAUCGGCCAGAUUAUUAAUUGAUCGGCAAAAAGUCGUGAUUGCCGAUCACCAUGAUCGGGAACAUUGGGAACGUUAUUUCGAGCCCUGUUAUAAUUUCACCUCAGUCACAUGUGAGAAGAGUGCUUCCAGUUUGUUGUUGGACUUCUAAGAAGAACAGCUUAGACUCGUAAACUAGUAUCGUUGUAUUUUCGUGGAAUGGAUUUCCAAUAAAGGAUUAAUCACGUUUUGUAUAUUUUCAGGAAACGUUGAAGAAAGCUUUGACCGCCUCACUGAGAUUGUCGUUAACAAGUGACAUACGCAUUGAACCUAAACACGCUUCAAUAUUUAACCAUCCCAUGAACAAGGUUUGUCUUUAAAAUAUUGGAACACGAUAGUUUGUGUGUUUUCUAUCUAAAAUCCUACAGUACCAAGAACGAGUUGGAAAACUCUUCGUUAGCAAAUACUCUUACGCGUAAAUAUUCUUAGUUUAACUCAAAACUCGCUUAUAUUUGCAUACAGUCCGUAAAGAAAAUAUCUCCCACCAGUAAUUGUGGCAAACAUCAUAAUGUGUACUGUUGUAGUGUGUUUACCGUAAUUCACUGUAGACAUUAUUUAGUUUAUUAUGUUAUUGUCAGGUCGAUCUCACUAUCUACGGUGGUUCAGGCAGAUUCCUUGUGAAAGGAAGCGACGACGAUAUUGCCAGUGUUGCUGCAACGAAAUCUAUUGUGAAAGUAAGUUGAGUCUAAAUCAUGACAUACACUAGUACGUAAUCUUGGAGUUUGAGCGGCAAACUGAUCAACACUCUGAUCAAUUAUUUAUGACGGAAUUGUUAUACGGUUGAUUUCUCGCCAUAUAAGAAUUAGUAAAACAGCGAGUUUUGUAGCUUGCCAGAGAUAACUGAACAACAGCCUGCUUUGAUACGUGUUGUAUGCUCAGAACAGUCAACACGAGAAACUGGUCUUUGAUGUUUCAUUCUUGUUUCAGGUCACUCCCAAGAUGACUGGAGUUCUAACUGUCACAGUGUAUGAUCAAUGUUUAGAUUCUCCCAACUCUGCCACCGCUAACAUCCGGGUUUCAGAUAUUGAUAGUAUUCACGUGGCGGUUGUGGAUAAGGUGGGGUAAUGUUUAUUUCUGCGGUGGAUAGAAUAGGAUAAUAUUGAUUUAUCCUUACCUUGCUAUACAAAAUGAAUUGUGUACACCAGAGCCCGGCUGGAACUCCACAUUACAUAACUUUUAUGUUGAACGUUGAUAGGUUGAACUUGGUCAUGUGAUCAAUUGUACUGUGAUGGUAUUGGACGAGCUGGAUAAACCACUGUUGGUCAGCCAACUGGAACUACUCAAUCUCACACCCAGACUGUCACGUGAUCUAUUGAAUAUCAAGUAAGUUUGAUUUUUGAUACGAGGGACAUGAUGUUGAUCACAGAGAUUUCUCAACUUACUUCGAGACAUUUUGAAAUUUAAACUUUGCGUUUUUCAUUCUACCAGACCGAGUGCAAGGAAAGGGCUGGACAAGGCUUUUUACAACUUACGUGGCGUUGCUAUUGGUAACACAAUCCUCACCUACAGUGCGCAUCCUGCCAACAAACUUCAGAUAACAAGCGAGCCAAAACAUAUCCAGGUAAAUUUCAGAUAUAUUUAGCAGUCUUGUUUUUGCUGACAAAUAGGUGCGAAAGGCACAAUGGGGAGUGAAUAAUAAUGAAAUGGAAUUGAGAUUGAAUUUGCGAUAUUUCUAUUGUAUGUUGCAGGUAUUUCCUCCGUUAAGACUAGAUCCCAGGUACAUCAUCCUCAUACCUGGCGCGACAUUCCAACUGAAGGCCACAGGCGGCCCAUACCCUCAAGUAACAACAUUAUUCAGCAUCAAGAAUGAGACAGUGGCGUCAGUAGACAGUGUUGGUUUGAUAACAGCGCGCGUUCCAGGAAAGUCCACAAUCACUGGGGCUGUAGAGGCAACUGAUCCUCAAUCUGGCCACACCAUCGUCUUCUCGAAGGUUGGUUAAAUUCAUCAACUUUCUUCACGUUUGAUCUAGGGCCGGCGAGAGGAUGCGUGGAGCCCGGGACAAAAUUUUCCAAGGGGGCCCCCAUCACGUCAUAAUUAUAAAAGGCGAGACGCGGUCUUUUACAAUAUGUUACACUUUAUAACAUAUUAUCUGACACUAACGCAGCUAGGAUUUGUAAUCUAAGUUAAGCAAUCUUGUGUCAAAAAGGGCCUUCGUUCCCCCCCCCCUACAGUGAUUUGUAACAAACCUGAACGAGGUUGAAAUCUUGACUCGCAGGAAAAUGAAGUACGUUUCUAUUUCAGGAUCACGUGAUUGUGGAAGUAUUACGUCUUAGUGGAGUGAAAAUAUUUACACCUUCAACAAACCUUGUCACAGAAACAGAGGUGAGAAAAUAUUUUGUCCCAGACUAACAUUUCGCGCUUAGUGUACUGUAUGCAUAUGUUAUUUCAGAGUGUUUCAACAGCCAACACUUUAAUAAAGACAUUAUUUCAGAGAGAUCAACAGCCAACACUUCAAUAAAGACUUUGUUUGUGUAUUUCAGAUUGGUUUAAGAGCUGUUGGCAUGAAUGAUGAGACUCCCUUUAGUUUUGCGAACGCCAUUCCUGGUCUGGAGUUUCACUGGACAUCCAGUAAUAUUGAUGUUUGUAAACUCAAAUCUGUUUAUGAAAAGGUAAUCCUUUAGUGUUUUGUAAGGUAGCCUAGAUUUAAAAACGUGUGUCAUGUAAACAAAGAUUCUCUUGUGUACUUUAAUGAUUUUUCUCUCAACAUCAAAACUAAUCCAAAUUCUAUGUUUUCCAUUCUAGAGUGGUAUCACGAUUGAUUCUGAGAAAGCAUUUCGCGUUGUGCUGUCAUGUAACCACCCAGGAGAAGUAGUGAUCAAACUACAAGCUGUCUUCACUCAGCCUUCCUAUGAACAAGCAAUAGCGCAUGCGCAUCUAUAUGAUGACGUCAGAAUACAGGUGAUGUAAACUGGUGAUGUUAACCGUUUGGUUUGAAUAUUACUAGAUCUGGCAAACAAUGCAUUUGGAAUGUAUACCGAAAACGAUGUUUUGAUGAUGUGAUUUUUAAUGUUUAGGUGUUUGAGAAAUUACGUCUGAUUGAGCCGUCUGAUGGUCAGUUGCUGUUACCUCAUGACGUCAAUGUGAGGAUUAGAACCAACAGGUGCGUGACUCGCGAUGCUUCGAGGUUUGAGCAAUAUACAGUUUUUAUUUCACCUCACGUGAGAAGACAUAUCUCCGAGGUUUGAGCAAUUUACAGUUGUGUGAUUAUUUCACCUCAAAGUUUAUUUUUUCCUCUUUAGGGAUGGUGGGAGGCUAAGUUACAAUAUCAUGGAUGUUUGUCCCCAAUCUCCCCGUAGUGAUUCACGGCCACUGUUGACCAUCAAUAACCGCGGGCUCCUUGAAACUGGAAUGAUCUCUGGGACUGCUGGGAUACUGGUGACGUCACGAGAGGAUUUUGGAGUCAAUCAGACUGUAGUGGUCCAUGUUGAAGUGAGAAGACGCUGGUUUAUAUAUUGUGAUCACUUCCAGUAAGAAUGAGCACGAUGUUUUCUCUACAUGAUUAUUUUUGUAUUUGCAGGUGAAAUCAGUGGCGUCCAUCUCCAUAACUCCCCAGUCUGCCAUCCACACUCUGUCGCACAAGCUCCACGCAUUCCCUGUGGGAAUGAGCGCCAUAUUUUCUGUGUUUCUUCAUGAUAAUAUUGGACGAAAGUUUGAUUCUGGAAAUGUUCCUCUUAAACACAGAUUAAACAGGUAAUCCUGGUAGUAUAUCAUACAUGAAACAUUGUCAGUGUGUCACGCCAUGAUCAUUUCUUACUAGAUUUGAUUCAAUACACGUAACGCAAGGCCCUGACAAUGGAACAUAUUCUAUCAGAGCUCAUAAUAAUGGUGAAGCCAUCUUGAAUGUAAGUAUUUUAACUCAUUUAUACUCGAUAGCUUUACCAGUUCUAAACUGUUAAUCCUAGAAGCCCAGUAAGGAUCAUCUCUUAUUGAUUUAGUGUUACUACAGGAGGAACCUAAACUAACUUUAUUUAUACUGGAUAGCUAUAUCAGUUCUAAACCGUUUUUCCUGGAGGUCCAGUAAGGAUCAUCUCUUAUUGAUCCAGUGUUACUACAGGAGGAAACCUAAACUAAACUAACUUUAUUUACACUGGAUAGCUCUAUCAGUUCUAAACUGUUCUUCCUGGAGGUCCAGUAAGGAUCACCCCUUAUUGAUUCAGUGUUACUACAGGAGGAAACAUAAACUUAUUUUAUUUAUACUGGAUAUUUCUGCAGGUUUGGCUCGUGUCGUCUCCUCAUAUCGCAGAUUUUGUUCAUCUGAGAGCUACUCAAGCUAUAGUACCUUUCCGAUUAACAUAUUUUCUUGGAGAAAUGAUUUGUUUCAAGGAAACAGUGAUGGGAGAUGAAGGUAUGUGUAGCAAGGAGCUUAAAAUGUACAGAAUCUGGUACGAGAAAGAGGUUCAACUUUAUUCUUUAUAUUCAUUGUUGAUAUAUUCCCUGUUCUCUCCUUUAGAUAACGGGCUAUGGUGGGCCUCUAAAGACAAUAUACUCAGCAUUGAUCCCCACACAGGCAUUGCUAUAGCAACCAGUAGUGGUAACAGUUUAGUCUAUUACAACGCUUCUGUUUCACUUCCUACUUACAUUGAAGCAAAAGUUAGUUCCGUCAGCGAUGUAGAGAUUGUUAAUCCAGACAAGACUGUCAUAUCCAACAGCCCUGGAGCAGAUGUUAAUGGCAGUUACGUUGUUCACAUCGACUUUGGUAAACAGAGGAGCACCCCUCUGCCUGGUUGCGAUUGCCACGUCCUCGAAGAUACGUCAUCAGCCGCAAAACUACAGUUUCCAUUUACUUGUGUGUUAUCGUUUGAAAAGCCUCAUGGUUUAACCACGGAUAAAUUAUUUAAUAUCAAAGCUGGAUAUGACAAUGGAAAGAGUGCAUGUUUUAUUUUCCCGAAAAGACUGUCUACUGAUGAUGCUAAAGUGUUAUCUAACUCUCAGGCAAACCUGGUUUUAUCUGUGACACUGCAGGACCCCAGCAAAGGAUUGGAGUUUACUUCAGGUUUCGUAGAUUUGGAGUUUGUGCCGUCAUUUGUGUUGGCGAGACAAGAAGUGAGAUUGAGUAAGGCGGGAGAAAGUCUCGAGGUUCAUGGCACAGAUGAAAUGUUGCAAAGUUUGCAGGUGAGUUAUGAUUGAGUCUCCAAGCUGACAUGAAGACUGCGUGUUUUGUGCUGGAGUAUGCUUCCACUUGAUCCCAAUAACAACCUCUGAGGAAAUUGACUCAUAUGUAUUGCUGCGAUCAGGGUUCUCUCGUGCAACUCUUAUUCUCGUUUGUCCAGGGCAUGAGAGUUGAUAAAACUCUCAUAGCAACCCUCACUUCUCAACUGUCGUCAACUUUCAUGCAACUCUUAUUCUCGUUUGUCCAGGGCAUGAGAGUUGAUAAAACUCUCGUAGCAACCCUCACUUCUCAACUGUCGUCAACUCUCCACCCUCGUUUGACCACUGGGGCUUAAUUAUUUCCUUAUUUAAUCUUGUUAAUUAUUCCAGGUCAACUCCCAAUCGUCAUCAGUGCUUGUUAAGUUACGUCAUGAUUCAGAUGUUGCCUUCCUUGACAUAUUGUUGGCUGAUGCUAACACUGCAUCAUUUGAGGACGCCAUCAUUGAAAUAAAGAGUGGUUUGACAACACAGAUUGAAACAAUCAAUGUCUCGUAUUUAUCACUACUACCUGCUCCACAGUUGAGUUCUGCUAACCAAUGCCCUGGGCCUGCCUGUCCGGACAAGGAUAGUUUUAACGUCCGUAAUAUUUUGAUAAUUUUGUUGACUAUCGUCGUUAUUUUAGUGCUAAUAUUGUUAUGCCGACCAGCCCGUAGACAGAGGCCCAUCCCUUACCCUGGGGUGUCUCCUUAUGGACAUCAAAGCCCAUACCCAAAUGAUGGCCGCAACCCAGUGGACACGUUCGCAACGCCCUACAACAGAAGUGACGUCAGCCCGGGCAGACGACGUCAAUCACCAGUGUUAGCCCGACGUGCCACACCUGGAUCUUCACCGAGAGGGUUGUUUAGUGUCACACAAUGAGAGGAUGCAUGCUGUCUUACUGUUCUCCAUGAUGAAUAUACAAUUAUUUUUGCAGUAUUUUUCAAAAUAUUUUUAUAUUUAUGAAUGUUCAGCCUAGCAACCAAGCAGGUAAGAUUAAAAAAAAUCCAAUCUAAGUAAGGAUGUUUCAAUCUGGAAAGUACAAGAACAAUGUCUUGGGAUUUUGUAGUGUGGAAUAGUUAGAAGUCGAUAUUUUGUUAAUAAAUACAAACACGACAGAUUUUGCACUGAAACUUUCUUUACACAAUUGAAACAGACCUUUGGUACAUGUAGAUAUCCAAAACUAAUUUUACAUCUACUCAUAUUUCAAUGUGAUGAUACAAGCCUUGGUAUUGUUUGUAAGUCAUUAAGUUAAAAUCUGCAAAUGUUGAUAAUAGAGUUGAGCGAAUACUGAGAAGCCAUCAACAAAUCUUCCAGUGAGCUAUGUCAUCUGCAGUUCAAGGUAUUUGUUAUAAUUUUUGUACAUUUUGCAUUUCCUUGUGCAAACAUCUUGGUUUGGUAAGCAACCAGAAGAUCACCAUUUGCCAUUACAUUAUUCCUUUUAUGACCCCUAGAGCAAAGUUAAACAAGGUUAGUUUGAUGUUUUACUAGUUGAGGCAAGAAAGGCAAUAGAAUCAAGCUGACAUUAUUGUGCUCAUGAAGAAGGGACAUAGUGGCAGUG
This is a messenger RNA of Paramuricea clavata, 16403 nucleotides long. NCBI's taxonomy places the organism in Eukaryota, Metazoa, Cnidaria, Anthozoa, Malacalcyonacea, Plexauridae. The record is from the annotation of a GenBank genome assembly.